UUCUUAUAUUUAUGACUACAGUAUUCACUAUGACGACAUGUACAUACUAUGUAGAAAAAUUUUAACAAAAAUUAUUUAUUUCCCGCAGAUUAAUAUGGAACAAACAUUAUAUCGGAAUUACCAGAAGAUUACCUUACAGGAAUCUCCUGGUCGCAUUCCCGCUGGUCGGAUUCCGCGUAGUAAGGACGUAAUUCUUUUAGCGGAUCUUUGUGACUUAUGCAAGCCGGGUGAUGAGUUAGAAGUUACUGGUAUUUACACAAACAACUCUGAUGGUUCGCUAAACACUGAGCAAGGGUUUCCGGUUUUCGCCACCGUCAUUAUUGCGAAUCAUAUCGUUGUGAAGGACAGCAAACAAGUAGUACAAUCGCUUACGGACGAAGACAUCGCUACCAUUCAGAAGUUGAGUAAAGAUCCUCGGAUUGCAGAAAGAAUAAUAGCUUCAAUGGCCCCAUCCAUAUAUGGCCACGACUAUAUUAAACGCGCACUUGCGCUGGCUCUAUUUGGUGGAGAGUCUAAAAACCCCGGUGAUAAACACAAAGUUAGAGGCGACAUAAACUUACUUAUAUGCGGCGACCCAGGAACGGCAAAAUCUCAGUUUCUUAAGUACACGGAAAAAAUAGCGCCACGUGCAGUUUUCACGACCGGACAAGGGGCCAGUGCUGUAGGCUUGACUGCUUAUGUUCGUCGAAAUCCAAUAUCGCGUGAAUGGACUUUAGAGGCAGGCGCCCUGGUACUGGCGGAUCAAGGUGUAUGUCUUAUUGAUGAGUUUGACAAAAUGAACGAUCAGGAUCGAACUUCCAUUCACGAGGCCAUGGAGCAGCAAUCGAUUUCCAUAUCAAAAGCUGGUAUUGUGACGUCUCUACAAGCACGAUGUACUGUUAUUGCAGCUUCUAAUCCGAUCGGCGGCAGAUAUGACCCAUCGAUGACUUUCUCAGAAAAUGUAAACCUUUCGGAACCCAUUUUGUCACGUUUCGAUAUUCUAUGUGUUGUAAAGGAUGAGUUUGAUCCCAUGCAGGAUCAGCAUUUGGCAAAAUUCGUGGUAAAUUCACACAUUAAACACCACCCGUCCUGCGAAGAAUUUGUAGAGGAUACCCAGACGGCAGGAGUGUCUGAAAUACCACAAGAUCUUUUACGACAAUACAUCAUUUACGCCAAAGAAAACGUUCGCCCUAAACUUACAAACAUUGAUGAAGAUAAAAUAGCCAAGAUGUACGCACAACUUAGACAAGAGUCAUUUGCAACUGGUUCACUGCCAAUAACUGUACGACACAUUGAAAGCGUGAUUCGAAUGUCCGAGGCCCAUGCACGUAUGCACUUACGAGAGAAUGUUACCGAAUCCGAUGUAAGCAUGGCUAUACGAAUGAUGUUGGAAAGCUUUAUCGAAGCACAGAAGUUCAGUGUAAUGAAGAAAAUGCGAGCGGCAUUCCAGAAAUAUCUAUCAUUUCAGAAGGAUCAUUCUGAACUACUGUUUUUCAUUCUUCGCCAGUUAACGCUUGAUCAGCUUGCCUACAUACGCUGCAAAGAGGGACCUAGCGCAACUCACGUUGAAAUAAUGGAACGUGAUCUUACCGAGCGGGCAAAACAAUUAGAUAUAUUUAAUUUAAAACCAUUUUAUGACUCGGAAAUUUUCAAACAAAAUGGAUUUUCAUAUGAUCCUAAAAGGCGGACAAUUCUUCAAAUCGUGACAGAAGCCGCAGUGUAAAGUGUAGUCUGUUUAGCAUUGUUAAUUUUGCUUUAUUUUUUGCCAAAGCAGGAUACUCUCUUCUUUAUUUCUUCAUGCUUUAGUGCUUUAAUAAUCAUUCUACUAUUUUUUAUACCACAACAUAUAAAAAUAUCGAGGGAAAUCUCCCCAUUCCUGAAGUACAAUUUUCAAUAAAAAGUAUGAUUUGUAUAAGUACUAAAAUUUAACUAAUUAGGCUAUUUAACCAUCUGCGACUGAUGUGGUAGUGUGACAGACACCGCAACCCCGUAGCGAAUGUCAUGCAUUAGUCACUUAAGAGUCUUGUACGGAAAAGUUACGUCUUAAAUGACUUUGGGCUCCGUUUGUAUGGAAGUCGGUCAUGACUUUUUCAUAUAAAUGGUAAUUUCGUCGUUGAUGUCAUCUGUAUGACUUUGCCAUGCAGUGAUCAUUGAUGACAUUCAAGCGACAAUAUCCUGCAAUGAACUUUUUAUAAGUGACCGCUGCAAGACAUUGUCUGUUAUAAGUCUUUGAUAGGAGUACACC
Molecule: messenger RNA, 2224 nt
Organism: Rhagoletis zephyria (snowberry fruit fly)
Lineage: Eukaryota; Metazoa; Arthropoda; Insecta; Diptera; Tephritidae
Gene: Mcm2
Product: DNA replication licensing factor Mcm2
Biological process (GO): double-strand break repair via break-induced replication; DNA replication; mitotic DNA replication initiation
Cellular component (GO): MCM complex; nucleus
Molecular function (GO): single-stranded DNA helicase activity; single-stranded DNA binding; ATP binding
Source: RefSeq, a predicted model, not a curated record